Molecule: messenger RNA, 793 nt
Organism: Bursaphelenchus xylophilus (pine wood nematode)
Lineage: Eukaryota; Metazoa; Nematoda; Chromadorea; Rhabditida; Aphelenchoididae
Source: the annotation of a GenBank genome assembly
AUGAAGUCUAUUUCCAUCGCUGUACUCUUCCUCGCGGCCCACGUUUCGGCCCAAUUCGCAGCAUGGCCCAAGCCGACGUCCACGCAAAAGGUUCCCAAAACGAUUGAAGUGAAAGCCGGCACUGUCUUCGAUGGCAAAAUGGAGCGCUACGUCUCCGCCUUUACCGAUGGUGGCGUAGAAGAAGGACAGCCACCAAUGUUCCUACUGGGUGACGGUGCCACCAUCCAAAAUGUAGUCCUUGGAUAUCCAGCGGCCGAUGGAGUCCACUGCAACGGCAGCUGCAAGAUCGAGAAUGUCUGGUGGGAGGAUGUCAGAGAUGACGCUGCUACCUUCUUGGGAGAAAAGAAUGCUGUGUACAGUGUGACUGGUGGAGGUGCGCAGAAAGCGCAUGACAAAGUCUUCCAGCACAAUGGAGGAGGCACCUUGACCAUCAAGAACUUCCAAGUAAGUGCCUUCAAGGAGAAAUUCAACACUCUUUCAGGCAGAAGACAUCGGAAGACUCUACCGUUCUUGCGGUAACUGUUAUAUCAAUGGAAAGUUCGACCGUCACGCCAUCAUAGAUAACGUUAAAGUUACCGGGCCUUGUCUCUCCUUGGCCUGUGUCAACGGAAAUUAUGGGGACAGCGCUACUCUGACGAAUGUGCAAAUCUCCGGAGCUGUAACCUCAAUCUGCCAAGAUACCGUAGGAAAUAACAAAGAGACCCUUCCACCGGUCAAACACCUAUAUGUUCCCGGCCAAGAUGGCGAUGGAAAGGUUUGCAACUUCAAGAAAACCGACGUGAAGAAGUUUUGA